This is a messenger RNA of Brassica rapa (field mustard), 2182 nucleotides long. Its product is annotated as ELMO domain-containing protein A. Lineage: Eukaryota; Viridiplantae; Streptophyta; Magnoliopsida; Brassicales; Brassicaceae. The record is from RefSeq and is a predicted model, not a curated record.
UCCAAAUGUAUCUAACAGUAAUCUGGUGGAAGAGAGAAAAAGGCGGCAACUUAACGGUAAAUGUGGAGAUUGGAGAGAUGAAACAAAAAAAGGAGAGAAAAAUACAUCUCUUGCAAUUUCUAAAAGUUGCAUAAUUCCAAUGAAUAAUUCCAUUUUUGCCUCUAUUUUCUUUUUCUUUCUCUUCUAUUUUCUUCUUCUCUUUCCUCUUCCUCAUUGGCUGUCACCGUGUCUAGACCAUCUCCUCCUCCAUUGUCUUGUUCUUAUGUCUAUCAAGAUUUAACUUUUUCCUCUCUUCGAAUUUUUGAUCAAUCAUAAUAAUUUUGUUCAAAAGAUGGUUAAAUUUGAUUUGGUUAUCAUUGUUUGCAAAUGAUGUUUUGCAUUGUCAAGUUUCCAAUCGUUUCAUAAAAGGUAGAGGAGGAUGAAGCGUGGGAAAGGCGAGAAAAAAGAAAAGAAGAGCCGAGAUGGCAGUGGUCAAGUAGUUCCACUCACUGAGCCGGUGGUUAUUCCUACGGCUACGGUUGGAACAAGAUCAUGGAUAGGAGGGCUUUUCACACGCUCCAGUAGACGUCAAGACAAGUCAAUCGACUACACUUUGUCUCCUCUUCAGGAGGAAAGACUUCAAAGGCUGCAAGAUCGUUUGCUUGUACCUUUUGACGAGACAAGUCCUGACCAUCAGGAAUCACUUAAAGCAUUGUGGAAUGUCGCAUUUCCGAAUGUUAAUCUCACAGGUUUAGUAACAGAACAAUGGAAAGAAAUGGGAUGGCAAGGUCCCAAUCCAUCUACCGAUUUCAGGGGUUGUGGAUUUAUUGGUCUAGAGAAUUUGCUGUUUUCUGCAAGAGUUUAUCCGGUUUGUUUCCGGAGGCUAUUAUUGAAACAAAGAGGCGACCGAGCACAGUGGGAGUACCCUUUUGCUGUGGCCGGAAUCAACAUCUCCUUCAUGCUUAUCCAAAUGCUCGAUUUACAAAACGCUCCAAAGCCGAAAUGUAUUCCAGGAAUGAAUUUUCUCAAACUCUUAGAAGAAGACGAGAAUGCAUUCGAUGUACUAUAUUGUAUAGCUUUCGCAAUGAUGGAUGCUCAAUGGCUGGCGAUGCACGCUUCUUACAUGGAAUUCAAUGAAGUAUUACAGGCGACAAGGAAUCAGCUAGAGAGAGAGCUUUCUUUGGACGAUAUUCAUCGGAUUCAAGAUCUUCCUGCUUACAAUCUCUUGUUCCAAUAGAAUUUCUUUUAUGUAGUUUUAUUUCGAUUUUCUUAUGCUGUACAUUAACUGAAUUUAUGAACGAAAAGAAAUGAUAAUAACUGAAGUAAAAAAAAGGGGUAGAAAAUGAAUUAUCACGUAUCAAGAUGAUGCAUGCUUGUCUUGUAAUUUCGAUGAUGAUGAUGGCGUGGAAGGAAAUUAAAGAGUAAAUUGGAAUCUUAUGAUAUUAGAAAAGUCGGUCUGAUUAUGAACUAUUGUAUAUUCCUAAAUGGAAUAAAAAUUAGAUAAGGUGCUUACGUUUGCUUUGAGAUUCGACAAAUGCAAUUUUGAAGUUAUCCUCUAUUCUUAAUAACAAAGCAGAAGGGAUCACUUUUGAAACCUGACGUGAAGGAUAAGAUUCCCUCCCAGUUACCACCACAUUUCCACGAUUCUAAUAUAUUAUAAAUUUUGUCCAAAAGCUACCCAACUUUAUUCAUAUCAAAACUACAAUAUAUUAUAAAUUUUGUCCAAAACGGAGACAGGUUCCAAACCUCUUUCAACAUUAUCACAUUAUCACAUGCAACUAAGCAUUAAAAUAAUUUAAAAUAAUAUUGUUAUAUUUUUUGAAAUUUUCUAAAAUCUAUGUGUUAAACUCUAAAAAAAUAAUGAAUUUUAGUAAAUGCUUUAUAUACCAAACCCUCUAAUCUUUAGUGUUGUUUUAAAAUUUCUAAUCACAUUCUAUAUUUUUAUUAAUGUAUUUUAAACUCUCUUUUGUGGUACAUGAGCAUCGUCCAAUUUUUUUAUAAAUUAAUUUAGUAAAAUUUCAUAUACUCCCUAAAUUAGUGGACUAACCAUUAUAAAAUCGCUAUUUUCUAGAGAAAUGGAGACAACAAAGGUUCAAAACCUUUUUGACCAUCACCAUAUAUUAGUACAUGAGCCAACUAUGCAUUAAAUAAAUAUUGUUAUAUUUUUUGAUUUUUUUCUCAAAAUCUAUGUGUUAACCCCUAC